Molecule: messenger RNA, 2206 nt
Organism: Eremomyces bilateralis CBS 781.70
Lineage: Eukaryota; Fungi; Ascomycota; Dothideomycetes; Eremomycetales; Eremomycetaceae
Exons: 3
Coding region: 145-1956 (603 amino acids)
Molecular function (GO): protein binding
Source: RefSeq, a predicted model, not a curated record
ACUAGUCUUUUAGCGAUGGUGCAACAGACGAGGUAUGAACCUCCGACGUCUUCGACGGGGCUGUCCUUCGUAGUAGAUUUUGAAGUCUCCCUUCUCUGUUUUCCACGGUAUGUUUCCAUGGAUGAUUGAGAGCACGUUACUGGUAUGGAUCCAUUAUCAAUAGCCGCGGGCGCAACCGGGCUCGUCACUGCCUGUGUAAAGAUCUCUGCCGCCCUUUAUACAUUCAUCGACGACACUCGACAUGUAGAUGACAACCUAGUUGCGCUAAACGACGAAGUCCUCGGACUGUCGCGAGUACUGGGCGCAAUAUGCAAGAGUUGGAAACAAAGUCCGCUAACAGCGAUAGCCCAAGCUGAUCCAGAUGGGUCGCUCUGGUCUAGUGUCAAGGCCUCACUUGAUGACUGUGGGAGGACUUUGGGGAGACUCGAGAAGAACGUGAAUGAUAUCCAACAAAAGGAUAGCUUUUUCGGGCGCCUGAAGGUCACAAGGUCUAUCCGAUUCAAUCUGAAGGCAAAGGAUGUUAUGGUCUUUCGUCAGCAGAUCCAAACCUACAACGGCGCCAUGCAAAGCUCCCUACAAAUGAUAAAUGUGUGCCUACUCAUAUAUGGACAAUCUUCCCAAGACAUGGUUAUUCGUGGCCUUGACGGUCUCAAGGACCAACUUGGACGGCUCGAGUCCGAAAUCGGGACCAUGAAUGCUCUGCAGGUUCCUGAUGCAUCCGGCCAAGAGAUCCAAUUCAACAGAAAAGUUACAGAUACUUUACGACGCCUCGCAAGGGCAGCAGAAACCUUUCACUCAAGUGCUAGCACAGUAGCAGGUGGAUCAACUGUUUGGGGAGGAAGCGUUUCCGGAGAACCUCUCCAUCCUGACCAAUACCGCAGUAUCGAAGAAUGGAUCCCUCCUCCUAUUGAAGAAGAGUCUCCCGUGGAAACAGUAUCGGAGACAUCGAGGGUGACGUCGCCGUCUGCCAACUCGUCGAUAAACUAUACCCUGUCGAAAACCAUGAGGGCGACGACGCCAUCUACAAAUGUGUCGACCAAUGUCCCAACAGCCCCUUCUACUAUCCUGCCGGAUGAGCAUCCCGCAAAUGAAUCCGAGGACUCAGAAUUAGAUGUGGAAGCGGAACUGGCCAAGAAAUUCGAAGAACUCGCAUUGAGCAAUUUUCGUCGGGAAGAUUACUCGAAAGCAGAGCUGUUCCUAAGAAAGCUCGCUGCUCGAUAUAAAAACGACCAAGAAUCGCCGGCAGCCAUCGCCUCGAUCGAUUUGAAGAUUGCGUUCGCAUGCUGUAUGCAGUGGCGAUGGGAUGAGGCGGAGGCCAUCGCAUUCCCGUUGACGACGGGGAAAAGUCGCAUUGAUAUCGCGCCUUUCCACCUCCUUCAUGCCAUCGCAUUGCAACGAAUGAACGAUGGAGGUGAUGAGGGGCUCGGAAAAGCAAUGAAGCUCUGCAAGAGAGCGCUGGGGGGUAAAAAGAAGCUUCUUGGGAAAAACAGCGAGUCGUUUCGCCAGACUACCGAACUGCUGGGCCGUAUUUAUGAAGCACAAGGAAACCACAUCGAAGCGGAAGCCUGUCGUGAGCUCUACCCGGCCCCGGCUUAUGCGGAUGACAGCCCGGCUCGACUCGACGCUCGCAAUUACUUGACGGAAAACGUAGACUUGCAGGUUAAGUCUCUCCCUCCGCCCGAGAACCCGAAAGGACCGUUAUUAGGAGAUAUUCAAAGUUCCGGAGGAUUAUCCCCUCAGCGCGUCCCCCUUGAAGGAGAAACGUCGAGUCCAUCAGCCCUGUUGCCCUCGAGAGACGAACCUCGUGACACCAAUGAGGGCGCUACUACUUUGUUCGAUCGGGAACGACUAGCUAGCUCAACCCAGAGUAGAAGCCCCUUCGGCCGCCAUCCCCCCGCGCCCCGCGCCCUCUCGCCCCCUGGCCCCCCUUCCGCCCAGCUGUCUCGGACUAGGUGAGAUCAUAUCGAACACAUUAGAGCUACCCGAGACCCCAAGGCGAGCAUUGAUCCAAGCGCAGUGGCGACCAGCGCGGAUUGGGUCCAGAGAGCCAAUACACCAUAACGAAUAACGGAGGCUUGUCCUACUCUAGGGUGGCCAGCUCGCUUUUCCUUACAACCAGACUACGGAUGAUAGGAAGUUAGGAAUUCGGCAGCCGCCAACCAGGAAUACCCAUCCAAAAAGGGCUACGCUUGAGGACUUCAUCGUU